Messenger RNA from Zophobas morio, 1002 nucleotides. Its product is annotated as chromobox protein homolog 3-like. NCBI's taxonomy places the organism in Eukaryota, Metazoa, Arthropoda, Insecta, Coleoptera, Tenebrionidae. Gene Ontology annotation, biological process: chromatin organization; negative regulation of transcription by RNA polymerase II. Gene Ontology annotation, molecular function: chromatin binding. Gene Ontology annotation, cellular component: nucleus; pericentric heterochromatin. The transcript has 2 exons. The coding region runs from base 300 to 827 and encodes 175 amino acids. The record is from RefSeq and is a predicted model, not a curated record.
UUGUUUAAUUGCUGUUUCAACGGUAGAAGGUUGUUUACUAACUUUAAACUUAAUAAAUAAUGCGUUUUGGUAAUUUUUUGAAAGGAAAGUUGUUUUCUUGAGUUGUUGGUAAAGUAGUAAUCUGUAACACAUACCGGCCGAACACGCCGACAAACGCCAUGUUUGUUUGAUUUUCCAUUUGGAAGCGUCUGUUUUUGUCGGCAUUUGACGGAAUUCUAGUGACUGUGUGUUCUACAGGGAUACAGGAGCCCCCACAGCAAUUCUCGGUUUUUAUUGCAGCCCCGCCAAAACUUCUAAAAAUGAGCAAAAGCAAAAGAAACAGCCCUUCACCGGAUGAAGAAACAGCGCCAGAAGAAUAUGUAGUAGAAAAAAUAAUCGACAGCAGAAUUAAUGCACACGGCGUUAAAGAAUAUUUUUUGAAGUGGAUUGGUUAUGAUGACAAAGACAACACAUGGGAGCCAGAAGAGAAUCUCGAUUGUCCGGGUUUAAUCGCAGCUUUUGAAGCCGAGAGGGUCGCUAAAGAAAAGGAAAGGAGUAAAAAACGCAAAGCGUCAGGUACUCCAACUCAAGAACUAAAGGGUACAAAGAGGAAGAAUGAAGAAAAGAAAGUGCACGGGUUUGAUCGAGGGUUAGAACCAGAAAAAAUUAUAGGAGCUACAGAUAGUUCAGGACAGUUGAUGUUUUUGAUGAAGUGGGAGGGUACAGAUGAGGCUGACUUAGUACCAGCUAAACAAGCAAAUGUCAAGUGCCCACAAGUUGUUAUUAGGUUCUAUGAGGAACGUUUAACAUGGCAUUCACCUACUAACGAUGAAAAUAAAGCGGAAUGAGGAGCUUAGUUGUAAGGAUAUUUUAUAAUGUACAUAUAUGACUCAAAUAAUCUCAGUUGUAGUGAUUUUAUUGGCAAUCGUUUCAUUUCCGUUCACUAAUCAAAUCUCUAUAGUAUUUUACGUUCAUUUUUCAAAACCCUGUAAGUUAGUGAGUUUAAUAAGAAUAUUUUCUUUA